AUGAGGUUUUCUCAUUUCUUGAAGUAUAACGCUGUUCCAGAAUGGCAGAAUCAAUAUUUGGACUACGUAGAAUUGAAAAAUUUGAUAUAUACUCUGCAAGCUGAAGAAAUUAAACAAAAUGGAGGUAUAUUAGAUGAUAAUUUGACUAAUGCUACAGGUGAUGAAGUGGAUAUUGAUGACGAAAAUAAUGCAAUUGCAAACUCAUCAAGAACUGAUAAUUUAAAGAAUAGAUUAAAAAAUACUUUCUUCAGAGGAUCUUCAAAGAAACAUAAGAAUAAAAAAAUUUAUGAUAACAACAAUGAUGCAAAUAAAGAUGAUCUUGAAAAAGUAGAAAAGGGCCAAAUUAGUGAAGAAACUUAUGAAUUAGAAACAUUUGAUAAUGUAUCAAAUAGCAACAACAAUAAUAAUGUUAAUAACAAUAACAACGAAAUUGGUAUAACUAAUAAUAAAUAUAUUCCACAGAACACUGACAAUGGAGGAAAGAAAAUAACGAAUCCAUUCAAUAAAAAAUUGAAGGUGAAUAUAUUUGAAAGUAGACAUCAUUCUUCUAACUCUUCCGCUUCCUCGAGUGAUGAAAGAACAUUAUUUAGUCCAUAUGACACCUUUGUUAAUAAAUUACAAGAUGAAAGAACUAAAAUCGAUGAUUUCUAUAAAAGACAAGAAGCUAAAUUUUAUGAAAGGUUUAAUUCAUUGAAAAAGGAUCUAGAUCAAGAAGGUAUAACAAAUUUCAAUGAAGCUUUCCACCCAAUUAAUAGCCCCCAGAGAGCUCACAUACCGUCUUCUUCUCAGAAUGAUAUUGUACCAACUGACACUAUAAAUAAAGUCCUCUCCCACAAGACCAAUUCUUUCGAUUUGCAUAAAUCAAGUGAAUUUUAUCUUAGAAGUAGAUUUGAUCAAAAUGAUGAAGAAAUAUAUGAUGAGGAUGAAUUAGAAGAAGAUGAUUUUAAUGAAUUAGAUGAUACACAAGAAAAUAGUGCCCUUCUAAAUUAUUCUCAUGUUAAUAUCAAAUCACAAAAACUUUCAAUUUUAAAACACUCAAUUGUUAAUCUAUACAUCGACCUUUGUCAACUGAAGUCAUUUAUUGAUCUGAACCGUAUUGGUUUUGGUAAGAUUACUAAGAAAUUUGAUAAAGUGUUACAUAUGAAUACAAGACAAGAUCUGAUCCUAACUGGUGAGUUCUUUAAGGAAACAUAUGUUUUCCAACAUGACACACUAAAUUUUCUUAAUGAAAAGAUUCAUUCCUUGAUUGAAUUUUAUUCCUUAAUAACUAACAGACCUAAUGAAAUUGAGACUUGUAAGACAGAAUUGAAAUCCUCCCUCCACGAUCAUAUUGUUUGGGAGAGAAGUGUUACUUGGAAGGAUAUGCUAGGUCUUGUAUCGCAAGAUAAGAAUAUAAUAACUGAUAUUGAGGAAGAUGAAACUGCAGAAAAACAUGAUUCAAAACUAGAAAUUGAUUGCUUUUACUGGAACCUACCUAGAGAGAUUCAUUGGAAAUUUAUUAAUAUUACAAGAUUAGGUGUACCUAAAUUAUUCUUUACAACAAAAGCUGCCAAACUAGCAUUUAUUAUUACAUUUACAGGUAUUUUAUUGGGUGUUAAAACAUUCAAUGACCGUGUUGAAGGUCGUUGUAUGGCCCUAGUCGAAUGCGUGGCCUUUCUUUGGGCAAGUGAAGCAAUUCCACUACAUGUUACAGCAUUUUUGGUUCCACUUUUGACAGUUCUCUUCAAAGUUUUAAAAACAACUGAAGGUGACGUAAUGGGGGCCGCAGAUGCAUCUUCUGAAAUUUUAUCAACUAUGUGGUCUUCAACCAUUAUGAUUCUAUUAGCUGGGUUUACAUUAGGUGAGGUACUUUCUCAAUAUCAUAUAGCAAAAAUCCUUGCUUCUUGGUUAUUGGCUUUUGCAGGUACAAAACCAAGAAACGUGCUACUCAUGGCCAUGGGUGUGGUCUUCUUUCUAUCUAUGUGGAUCUCAAAUGUCGCCUCUCCAGUACUGACUUAUUCAUUAUUAGCACCUCUACUCGAUCCCUUGGACAGUGAUACGCCAUUUGCUAAAGCUUUAGUAAUGGGGGUCGCACUUUCUGCAGAUAUAGGUGGUAUGGCUUCUCCAAUUUCGUCUCCACAAAACAUUAUUUCAAUGGAGUACUUAAAACCAUAUGGAAUUGGUUGGGGUCAGUUUUUUGCCGUUGCUUUACCAUGUGGUAUACUUGCUAUGCUUUGUUCAUGGGGUUUAAUGUGUUUAACUUUCAAAAUCAAUACAACGAAACUAGAGAAAUUCACACCAAUUAGAACUAAAUUGACACUAAAACAAUAUUACAUCGUCUUUGUCACUCUAGGAACUAUUUUAUUAUGGUGUGUAGAAGGUCAGGUUGAAGGUGCCUUUGGUUCUUCUGGCCAAAUAGCAGUUUUACCAAUAGUAUUAUUCUUUGGGACUGGGUUACUAUCUACCAAGGAUUUAAACACAUUUCCCUGGUCAAUUGUUAUCCUUGCAAUGGGUGGUAUUGCUCUUGGUAAAGCGGUCUCAUCUUCGGGUCUACUGGUCACUAUUGCUACUGCAUUACAAAGGAAAAUUCAAAAUGAUGGUUUAUUUGCAAUUUUGUGUAUAUUUGGUAUCCUGAUGCUAGUUGUUGGUACGUUUGUUUCUCACACAGUUAGUGCAAUUAUUAUUGUUCCAUUGGUUCAACAAGUCGGUAACAGUUUAUCCGACCCAAAGGCAGCUCCAACAUUGGUGUUUGGUUGUUCUUUAUUGGCAUCAUGCGGUAUGGGUCUUGCAUCGUCAGGGUUCCCUAAUGUUACUGCAAUCUCUCUAACAGAUAAGAAAGGUAAUAGAUAUCUGGAUGUUCUUACGUUCUUAUCGAGAGGUGUUCCCGCAUCGCUUCUUGCAUUCCUGUGUGUCAUCACUGUCGGUUAUGGUAUUAUGAUAUCUGUUUUGCACGGAUCGACAACAGCCGUUACAACUACUUCCUCAUGA
Molecule: messenger RNA, 2967 nt
Organism: Maudiozyma saulgeensis
Lineage: Eukaryota; Fungi; Ascomycota; Saccharomycetes; Saccharomycetales; Saccharomycetaceae
Source: the annotation of a GenBank genome assembly